Messenger RNA from Ostertagia ostertagi, 375 nucleotides. The record is from the annotation of a GenBank genome assembly. NCBI's taxonomy places the organism in Eukaryota, Metazoa, Nematoda, Chromadorea, Rhabditida, Trichostrongylidae.
AUGAAGGAUACGUUCAGGUAUCGCUGGCGCACGAUGCUCAUGAUGUGGCUGGUGUUCUGCAUCAUCUCAGCGGUGGGUAAUCUUCUAGCUGUGAUUACGACCGGCAUCUGGCUGGAUCAUCUCUCGAAGAUGAAGGACCGUACAGGACUCGUUAACGGACUUUCCGGCUUCAUGCUGCUGUCCUCGGUGGCUGUGGGUGUUUGCUUCAUACUAUCAGCCGUGAUGAUCUGCCAUUACUGGAAUUCGAAUUCUCCCAAAUAUCAGCCGGUUGGCAGGAUGGCGAAACGAACUCGGCUGCGUCGUCGGUUGUCGCGGAUGAAGAGUGGUGAAAGAAAGGACGCGCGUAUGACCUCGAAAGGUUACCAUAUAGUUUGA